GUAGACAGUGGGAUCUCGAUGGGUGUCUGACUAUCGUUUCUCUGCCUUGCUUGUUUGAGCUUCAGCAGAAUUCGAAAUGGCUGGUGGUAAGGCUGAGAAAGACUCCGGAAAGGCCAAGACAAAGGCGGUUUCCUGCUCGCAGAGAGACAGUUUCCGGCGGGCUGUCCAUCCACACCUGAAAUUCAGGACUACCAGUCAUGGACGUGUGGGCGCGGCUGCUGCUGUGUACAGUGCAGCCACUCUGGAGUACCUCACUGCAGAGGUACUUGAAUCAGCAGGAAAUGCAUCAAAAGACUUAAAGGUAAAGUGUACUAUUCUUCGUCAUUUGCAACUUGCUAUUCCCGGAGAUGAAGAAUUGGACUCUCUCUUCAAUGCUACAGUUGCUGGUGGUGGUGUCAUUCCACAUAUCCACAAAUCUCUGAUUGGAAAUAAAGGACAACAGCAGACUGUCUAAAGGAUGCUGGAUUUCUUAUUAUCUCAGGACUCUAAAUACUCUAACAGCUGUCUAGUGUUGGUGAUUCCAGUGGAAUGUAUCUCUGUGAAAAACACAAUUUGCCUUUUUAUAAUUCUGUUUGAGCAAGUUGGAAGUUUAAUUAGCAUUCCAAUCAACCAAAUUUCUGCAUUCAAGUCUUAACCAUAUUUAAAUGUUACUGUGGCUUCAAAGAAGCUAUUGAUUCUGAAGUAGUGGGUUUUGAUUGAACUGUUUUUUAAAAAACUGUUUGGAUUUUAAUUGUGAUGCAGAAGUGAUAGUAACAAACAUUUGGUUUUGUACAGAUAUUAUUUCCACUCUGGUGGAUAAGCUCAAUAAAGGUCAUAUC
Molecule: messenger RNA, 818 nt
Organism: Phyllostomus discolor (pale spear-nosed bat)
Lineage: Eukaryota; Metazoa; Chordata; Mammalia; Chiroptera; Phyllostomidae
Product: histone H2A.Z-like
Exons: 1
Coding region: 77-454 (125 amino acids)
Cellular component (GO): nucleosome
Molecular function (GO): DNA binding; protein heterodimerization activity; structural constituent of chromatin
Source: RefSeq, a predicted model, not a curated record